This is a messenger RNA of Patella vulgata (common limpet), 4154 nucleotides long. RefSeq names its product fibropellin-1. Bases 1239 to 3995 code for a protein of 918 amino acids. Gene Ontology annotation, biological process: heterophilic cell-cell adhesion; establishment or maintenance of epithelial cell apical/basal polarity. Gene Ontology annotation, molecular function: calcium ion binding. Gene Ontology annotation, cellular component: protein-containing complex; plasma membrane. The transcript has 15 exons. NCBI's taxonomy places the organism in Eukaryota, Metazoa, Mollusca, Gastropoda, Patellidae. The record is from RefSeq and is a predicted model, not a curated record.
UUCCCGGAUGUACGUGACAAGGAGUAGGGUCGCCUGUCCAGCCUCAUGGGUUUUCUCCGGGUUCUCCAGUUUCCUCCCACUGCUAAAGACCCCUACGCGCAAGUGAAUUAUUGAAAUAAAGUUGAACCAUAUGUUAGUCCUGAAAAGACCUAGUUUGUGUCAGGUGGAGGUUAAACCCUCCCUCUCCCCUCCCGUAAAAAUAAUAGGAGAUAAACAAAUAAAGAAGCAGUUUUUUUCAAUCCUUGUAAAUAAAUUCGAAUCAGUGAAAGAUAUAUUUCCAAAAACUCAGGUAAAUGGUCUAGUCUGUUUAUAAUUUCUUAACUUAGCCGCAUUUCCUUUAAAUAAUAGGGGAGCCACGGUGGCUAGGUGGAUAAGACGCUGGCUCGCUAGCCUGGAGGUCGGGUGUUCGAUCCCUGCAUUGGCCGAGAAAGUUCAUCCUGAUUUUCCGACGUGGUUUCCCCUUGUCAGUGGUGCAGAACGGAGGGCCUGACAAGGACAGCUGUCUAGUCAUUCGGAUGAGACGAAAAACCGAGGUCCCGUGUAUACAUUAGAAUGCAUGUAAAAGAUCCCUUGGCAGUUGGAAUUUGAUAUAAGAGUAGGCGAUAGUGCCGCUGCCCGGGCAAAAUUUCCCUCAUAGCACACUGUAUGGCGUAUGCCCGUCUUCAUUAGCCCAGUAUAGGAGCAGAACAGUAGGACAUAAAACCCAUUUCAUUUCAAUUCAUUUUAAAUAAUAGACGGGACGUGAUAAUUAAAGAUAUGAUUAAUGAAGCACACCGUUCACUGCAAGAGUUAUUUCCCUUCAGUCGUUUGAUGAACGAACGAAGCAGGUGUGAGUUAACGAUCUCGUCAAUACUACACGUUUACAAUUUACUCACUCGUGUUGAUUGUAUCAUGCACGUUAUGUUGCAACCAAUACGAGUGUGCGUGCGUUAUCUGCAAGAAAAUAAACGCGUCCCUAUGGCUGACCUAAUGUAUAAAUUAUCUGUCUUUAUCUAGCAUCCCUUAUUUACGUGGACAUCUAAACAAUGCUUGAAGGUAUCAAUUACUAGUGUCAAAUAACAAUGCCCGAAGAAUGCUGGGCAUGUACAUAGAUAUGAAUGGGUCACGUGACUCUUAUUUGAGGGCAGUAGUAUUUGUCGUCGAAUCGGGGAUGACGCCUGUCGUGUAUCACUGCCAAAACUUUGUGGACUUAGGAAUCGUUAUGUUUACCUUUUGUCAACCUUGAAAAAGAAACAAAUAUGAAGCUGGAUUUACCCGUUGUUACCUGGUCAGGUGUGGUGUUUUUUCUACACAUUCUACAAAAUGCAGCAUCAUUAACCACUACCACUACUUCAACUAAAAAUAUAGCUUAUUUUAAUCAUACAUCACAACUUAUCCUGCCAGAUACGUGGAGUUUACGUUCAUUUACUCAAUUAUCAUUCCGUACUUGCUCCCCAAACGGAGGACUAUUAUCGCAACAAGUUAACACGGAAUUCAUCAAUCUAAGACUGGAUAAUGGAUCUAUAGUGCUAUCGUGGAAUGUUGCGAACAAUACAGCAACAUUUCGUGUUAUGGGAGUAUUCAAUAAUAAUAUGUGGUAUAUCGUGGGUUUACGUUUUUAUCUCGGUAACGUGAAUUUAACGGUAGCUCGGGGUCAGACGUUGUUGUAUAAUCGUGUUGUAGCGAGUAUGACGUCAUCAUUACAUCAGUAUUUAUUUUCAAAUGAAUUAAAUAGCGGUCAAUUAGAGGUGGGGAAGGAUUUUGUCGGGUGUAUUUAUCAGGGACCCGGAGUAAACUUUAAUCAACCAGGAAUUAUUGAAAGCGGAGUGAUAUGGAAUAAUUGUCUAUUAGCAUCAAGACCUGGAUGCUCAUUAGCCGAUCUUGAUGGCGAUGAUUGUAUUCAGUUACCAUGUAAAAAUGGUGGCACCUGUAUAGACGGAAUUGGUACUCAUACGUGUGAAUGUCGCCAUAAUUUUAAUGGAACCAACUGUGAAAAUGAUUUACGAUAUUUAGGAUGUGAUAUUGCACCGUGUAUGAACCAAGGUACAUGUCUACCCCGAUCACAGGGAACUACGACUGGUGUACCAUAUACGUGUAACUGUGCCAAUGGGUAUACAGGUACAGAUUGUGAGUUAGUUAUAGAUGAUUGUAGAACACAACCAUGUAUUAAUGGUAUUUGUACCAAUCUAGUAGGGAAUGGUUAUAGUUGUAACUGUACAGGAACGGGUUAUAAAGGUGAGAAUUGUAGUACUGACAUCGACGAGUGUUUGACAGUCGACUGUGGUAGCGGAAAAUGUUUUAAUUAUCCUGGUAGCUUUACUUGUGAAUGUCCGAUCGGAUUCAAUGGAGAUAGAUGUCAGGAUAAUGUUGAUGAGUGUCGAUCAUCACCGUGUCAGAACGAUGGAACCUGUAGUAAUUUGAUAGACAGAUUCAACUGUACCUGUAAAACAGGGUUCACAGGUGUGACGUGUGAAACUAACAUCAAUGAUUGUGUGGGUGUCGUAUGUCAAAGUACAAAUGCUGAGUGUAAGGAUUUAGUAAACGAUCAUAGAUGUGACUGCAAGGACGGAUUUACAGGUACAGAUCCUAAUUGUGUUGAUAUAAAUGAAUGUUUGAGUAAUCCCUGUGUAUCAGGACAGAGUAUUACCUGUGAUGAUCUAGAAAAUAGAUAUUUAUGUCACUGUUCCGCAGGCUUUACAGGUGAAAGAUGUGAAAUAGAUAUUAACGAAUGUGCUCGAAAUCCUUGUCAAAAUAACGCCUCGUGUACACAGGGCAUUAAUGCGUAUACCUGUCACUGUCUACCUGGUUUUACAGAUCAUAAUUGUAGUACCAAUAUUAACGAGUGUGGGUCGAAUCCUUGUCGUAAUGGUGGCUCAUGUAAUGAUCAGAUUGAUGGAUAUACAUGUGAUUGUGUGACAGGAUGGACAGGAAGUGAUUGUUCUGUUAACUUUGAUGACUGUGCUAACAAUCCAUGCCUUAAUGGCGGUACUUGUCACGAUUAUCUGGCUUAUUAUAACUGUUCCUGUGUUCUUGGAUUCCAAGGUGAUAGAUGUAAUAUUGAUAUCAAUGAUUGUCUCGUUGAUCCAUGUUUAAAUAACGGACAAUGUGUUGACCUUGUCAACGAUUACAGAUGUGAUUGUGCACCUAAUUGGAUGGGUAAAAACUGUAGCCUGACGUACAAUGCCUGUAUUGAUUUGAGCCCAUGUAAGAAUGGUGCCACAUGUACGACCGAACAACCAAGUCUUCAGUAUGAUUGUGCAUGUCAAGUUGGAUUCAGUGGCGUCAAUUGUUCACAUAAUAUAAACGACUGUUUAAUUAACAACUGUCAAUCAUAUCAACAAUGUUACGAUCAAAUCAACAAUUAUACAUGUGGAUGUCCUCCAGGUUUAGAAGGUGAAUUAUGUAACAUUGAUGUUGAUGAAUGUGCUAACAACCAGUGUAGAAACGGAGCUGUUUGUAUUAAUGGUACUGGAGUUUACACAUGCAGUUGUAAAAAUACAUUCUACAACUUAACACAGUAUGCUGGUAGAAAACUUGAGUUUUAUUCUGGAUAUAAGGGUGAAUUUUGUGAUGUGGAUAUUAAUGAAUGUGAUUAUAGUCCAUGUUUAAAUGGUGGACAGUGUACUAAUAGUGAUGGGGAAUAUAGUUGUCUUUGUUCACAGAAAGAUGGACCAACUGUGGGUUUUAACUGUGAAUUAAAGACAUCUUAUUGUGAUGUAGAAGCCGGUAAAUUAGGUCGACCACCAUGUUCUAAUGGAGGAACAUGUAUAAGCAGUAUUAGAGAGUUUACCUGUGUAUGUGCUCCAGGAUGGACAGGAGCUACGUGUAAUAUAAAUAUUAACGAGUGUGAGUCGAAUCCAUGUCAGUAUAAUGGUUCGUGUAACGAUCAGGUGAAUGGUUAUAACUGUACAUGUAUACCAGGAAUUACAGGACCAAACUGUGAGACUAAUAUCAACGAAUGUUUAUCAAAUCCGUGUCAACAUAACGGGGCAUGUCUCGAUCAAAUCAAUCAGUAAGUUGAAAUAUUAUUUCUUUUGAGAAUUUUCUUUCUGUAUCUACUUCGGUCUGAUUAAAAUACAGAUCUAUAUUUCAUUUCGUUUUUUUAUACUUUCGAUGGCCUACACUACAUGAAGAUCUGACCAGUUGUACUGGGAGGUUGCGACAGGGGUCAUACG